AUGGCGGAUCCAUUUCUGGGCAUCUUCGAUGGAGUCAAUAACGGCUUGGACGAGUUAGGUCUUGGAUCAACGCUCGGCUCAAAUGGAAGCCAAGGAGGACAGAUGCAAGAAAGGCUGCAGCAUUCUGCGUCUUUUGGAGGAUUUCAGGCACAAUCACCGUCAAACUCGAAUCAACCAAAGCUUCAACAUUUCGAUGAACGGUCAUCCGCGUCACCAUUUUUACCGCCCUCGCAGAAACUUCAGCACUUUAACGAUCCGUUAUUGUCGUCAUCACCGCAACGAUUUCAUUCUCUGCAGUCGUCUUCCCAACAACAGUUUGGCGAAUUUCGUCCACCAUCGCAGAUAAACAUGUGUUGGCCGCGUGGCCAAACGUCACGAAGCUCUCCUAAUUAUACUGGAUUUUCACAGGCAUCUGAACAAUCACCGUUUCGACAGCCAUUUGGGUAUGGGUUUCCGCGGUCGUCAUCUCCGAGACUUCAACAUUUUGCGAAUCAAUCUCCCAUGAAUUCCUCUCCAGAUAUCUUCCCAUCCGGGGCUUCACAAUCUCCUAGACUUCAGCACCCAAAUCAGUCACCUUCGCUUCCUUAUUCAGGUUCUUCUCCUAAGGGUACAAGCCCUAAGACGAUGGAGUCAAAUCAGCAGCAAAAGCAGAAGCAAAUUAGUCCACAGCAAGCCCUCUUUAGACAUCUUCAAGGUUCAGAAGGGAACCAGCAGCAAGUAGAACUAGGGGGCCAAGGUCGUUUACAGCACUUGGUUUCUGGUAAUACCGUGGAUUUGGAUCAUAAUAAAUCUUCACUUCCUGGAGCAGCUGGGGAUGGAAAUUUCCCUUAUAAUCCUUUUCAAGGUGGACCUAGACCACCCAUGGGUAUGCAUCAAAAUUCUCCCCAGUCAAAUUACAAUUCACAACAGUUUCAAAAUCCACAGUAUGCUGCUUUCAAUGGAGGAGUUUCCAGUGGAGGAGUUUCCAGUGGAGCUGAUCAAGAUAUGUUCAAUCCUGGGAACCAUAAUAAUAUGGUAACUCCUCAACAGCCAGGAUUUACUUUUACUAAUUUACAAAUGUCAGACCCUCAGGACCUGAUGCAGGUAAAGACGUCAGCUAUCUUGCUUCAAAUGCAGCGGAUCCAGCAACAAAUUCAACAGAUGCGAGACAUGGGGCAGCCGUCUCAAAUGCAACAGCUGCAAUUUCAGUUCCAACGGCUUUAUCAGAUUUAUGCCAUGCAGCAGCAACAACGUGUGCAACCUAACUUUCAACCUCAAAACUAUGACCAAAUGAGGUUCAUUCAACAGCAAAGGCAACAGGAGAAGGCCAAUAGAAUUGCUGUGGAGGCCAUGGCCAAAGCAGCAUUACAGAAUAGUGAUGGAAGGUCCAUGAUGCCUGGGUUUCCACCAAUGUCAUCAGGCCAGCGAAUGAUGACAAAUCCUUCAGCAGUGAAUACAGGAGCAUUGGAUUUUUCUAGGCACCCUAUGCCAGCAGACCCUAUCAGUCUGGGUCCUUCAAUCGUAUCUAAACCAGCACCAGUACGGAGCUCACAGACCUCAAGGUUCUGUUCUAGGCAUUGUUUAUGAUUAAGUUUUUUUUCCCCUGAUGUCUUCUUUGUUUGUGUUUUGUUUGUGUGUGUGUGUGUGAGCGCGCGCACGCGCAUGUGCAUGUGCGUGUGUGUGUGUAGGUGAAAGUUUCAUCUUUGUAUGAAGUUACAAAUUGUUAGUUUUUGUACAAAGUUACAGUAGAGGUCAUUUGUCUAGGUCAUGCAAGGAUUAAACUCAAACUUUUGCCAAUAAUGUGAUUACCACAAUGAUAUUAAAACCACCUCUUAUGUCUCAGCCAAUAUUUGAUCGGUGCCCUCUGAGAAUGCACUGAGAUUACACAGAUGGCACCUUCAAUUCUUGACUUCACCAUUGAAACACUUUUUUGUAACAAGCCUGAAUUGAAUUGUCUUUCAUAUAUUAUCGCAGGCCCCCAGCCACUGUGUUGGCAAAACCAGCACCUGUACGAAGUAGGAAAGAUUCAUCUGAUGCCGAACCUUCGCCUCCCAAUUCUCCAAGUUAUUUAGAAGAAGAUCAUGCCUCCAACAUCACUGUAAGUCAAACCUGAUCAAGAUUGAGGUGGAAUUUUUAGGCAUUUUUGAAAUUUGGUCUUUGCUUAAGAUUUCCAAAUUUUGUAACGUCUGGUAAUUGAUUUUACUGACUUGACUUUGGGACUAUUUUCAGCGACGAUCACUCAGAGAACGUAAGAAGAAGACUUACAAGGAUGACUUUGAUUACAACUUAUCCGAAGAGGAGGGAGAGAAAGAGACUGCUGAAGGUGGAGUGCCAGCAACAUUUCCAGGUGAUAGCACUGGUCAAGCCCAUGUACCAGUGGGACCCGAAGUGGAAGAGACAACUACAGUUGAAAAGAUAUUGGCCAUGAGAACAAAACAGGUAAGACAUCUCUGACUUAUUCACUGAUAGAAAAUAAUUGUCAAAUACUGUAAAGCAAAAAUUUGAUUUUUAAAAACUUUUUUAGGGUUUUAUUUAAAGAUUGGAAUAUUCUCUUUGCAGGAUGAAGAAUUUGGAAGUUAUGAAGAAUUCUUAGUGAAGUUCAAGAACUAGUGAGUUCAAUUUUGGUGUUGUUGGUGUUGGUUUGUUGGUGAUGCUGAACCAUCAUCUUAUCUUUUCAUUUUGCUGUCCUUCAGCUCUUAUCUUCAUUGUGAAUGGGCAACAGCAGAAAAAUUGGCAAGAGGAGACAAAAGAAUACACAUGAAAAUAAAACGAUACAGAGUUAAGCAGCAAAACUCCAUGGCCUUUUUCAGUGAGGUAUGCAACCAAAUUAUUUUUGUUUUAAAAUAUUUAAGUUGUACUCAGUAGUCUCAGUAGCAGUAUGGGACAAUAGAAUCUUGCUUUAUCAGUAAAUAUGCAUUGUGUUUGCCCACAGCUUGAUGAGGAACCUUUUAAUCCUGAUUAUGUUGAAGUAGACAGAGUACUGGAUAUGUCCACAGGAGUUGAUCAAAACACUGGUGAGGUAAGUCAACUGGAUAAACCGCAAGCAGUAUUUGCAUUUCUUUGUUAACCUGUGUUUACUUAAGUAUUAGGAAUCAAAGUUCAUAGUUGUGUUUUGGUAAGAGGCAUUUGCACAUGUAUAUUUUUUGAAACAAAGUAAAAAUGUUAUCUCAGAGUUCGUCUUGAGUGUAAAACCCAGAAGGUUGAGUGUUUGACAUGUGUGUUUUGGCCAAAUAUUCUGCAAUCAUAGGAAGUAGUGCGUGACGCUGUAUCUAAAAAUAAGCAGAUUGUUUUAUUUAUGCUGUCAUCAUUAUAGUUUAGGGGAUAAACAUACAUUUAUUCACUUGAAGGUCAUUUGUGUGUACUCUAAUCUCUAAUCUCUGUUUGCUUCUAAAAAUAAAAUUAGCGGACUCUUGAGGAAGGAGUUUAUAUAUGUGUUAUCUUAAUGUUUGAUGUGAAUUGAAACACUUGAUAUUGAAGUGCUGAUGGUGACAAUUAUGCGGCACAUGCUGAUAUUCUCACUGUUGUCGAAGGAUAUUGAUGUCUGCGGUAAAAGGGUCAUGUAUCAGUUAUUUAACCAAAAUGGAAUCACUUACACAACUUUGAUAGACCAUGCUUCUCUUUGAAAACUUUAUAAUUGCAUUUCCUUUUCAUUGAGAUUUUUAUUAUUUGAGUCAGACAGACAAAUUGAUAAGGGCUUUGUUCCUUUGAGUUUCAUUCUGUUACUAUUUGUUUCAAAUCUUUAAUUGAUUCGCUGUGUUUAGCUUUUGUCUAUGUGAGGCAGACAUUAGACAAUCAAUUUUAGUGAUAAGCAAUGAAUACCUAGGCCUUUCACAGAUGGUGGUGAUGAUAAAUAAAAUCUUCACAGUUCAGCAUACUUGGAUUUCAAUGUAAUUAUGAAAAUAGGAACUCCUAUCUUCAAAGGUCACAGAUGCGAAACAAGAGUAGGAAAAAUGAUAUGAAUUAUGUUCUUUCAUGUGGACUUUUCUCAGUCUAUAGACCUUGUCAAGUUUUUUUAUGGAUAUUGUUAGGUAACAUUUCAAUUAACUUAAUAUAGAUUGUAUUGCUUCCAAAUGAAAGGAAUGUUGUUUUUUUGGCUUUGCAGUAAGCCAGGUUCACCAUCUAUGUCUAAGAAAUAUGCAAAUUUGACAUGUUCCACCCUUCUUGAACAUGAAUAAUUAAUUCUGCCCUGCUUUUGUUGUAUGAAAUUUAGUAUUUUUUUGGCUCACCAUUGAUAAAUCUUUCCUAUAUUUAGUGGAUAUGUGUUAUGAAGUUAUUGACCAUAUUUUCUCUAUCGUAAAGUAUGAUUAUAUUGUUAACAGAAUGAGAGAAUUUAUAGGGUGUUGUACCCUUGAUUUUGUACACACACAAUGUUUUUGUCUUGGAUGUUUAAUACAUAAAAUGUGCCAUUAGACAGCAGGUUUGCUACAGAAUAUGAUUUGGAUGGACUAUUUAGGGAAUGGUGUAAAUUUUCUCACAUUACCUUGUAUUGAGAAUUUGCCAAGGCUUUUGAACUUGAAUAAGAUCAUUGCAACCACUCUCUUCGUUAAUUGUGAUCUUGGAGUUGAUAUGCGUCUACAGUGACAGUAUGCCCUUGACAUUUUGAUCUGCCAUCUGUGUUUGGAUAUCACUCUGGUGUUACGGCGGUGCUUGAGAGUAAAUAUAUGAUAUAGUUCAAGUAGUACCGUUUCUGAUUGUUUGUCUGGUGAAACAAGGACCAUAACUUUGUCCUGUAAUGUAUAAUCCUGUUUUGCCUUCUGCUAUAAUCAAUCCCAGUGACUCUUGUGAACUAGAAAAAUACUCUUUUGUGUCAUCUCCGAAAUUGCAACUGCGCAUUUCCUGCAGGUGUUUAUACUGUCUGGUGCAUUGCCCGUGGAGGCUUGUUUUGGUGGAUAGAAAAUUGAUGUUAUUUAUAAUGAUGGGAGCUUUGAUAUUGUGUAGUUUAUUUCACUGGGAAGACUUAAUUUGUAUUUUUCUUGUCGUGAAUGUGAUUUGUACACUGUUGUUGAAAUUUCCUUUCAUCGCUGAGUUUGACAAAUCCUCGUCACCAUAGGGUGUGUAAUUUAAUUACACAAAGCUGAUAUAUGCAGACCUUGAUUUGAGAAAUUGCUAACACCAAAUCAUUCAUUGCUGAUUGCGUCUGUAUUUGUUACUUAUUCCAGUGUUUUAAUAGGACAAAUACCCUUUCUUACACAGUUAGCUAGUUUUGAUGCAUAUUGUGGGGAAAAAAUUGUCUGUUUACACUUGCAAAUUUAUCAGAGCAACAGCCUGAAUAACGUUUUGAUAUCUUGGAAUGUCCCUUUUUCCUUCAUUGCUCCCUCUACUUGUAUUUGCCCAUUUUUUUUUUUUUUGUUUCAACCAUUUGGUCACUCAUUAAACUGUUAUUUGUUGCAAAUGGUAAUAGGAGUGAUAUUAAACAAUUAUUUAGAUGAAGCUCAGAGUUGUUUUGGUUAAAUUGAUUAGUCUGUUGAGAAUGUUUUCCUAUAUUUCCAACUUCCUCAGACAUUCAUAAGAGCAUCUGCUUAAACUUUCCUUCUAUAAAUUUAAGAUUAUAAAACAUCAGGAAACUGCACAGCAGUCUUCUUUUUUUCAGAAUUUUCCUUUACCAUCAAGAUCAAUGUUUGUAGGGUUAUUCAAGGAUAAUUUUCUUUAAUAGUCUUUGUCCAUCCAGAAUGUGUUUUUCUCUACAACUGUAGUUUGGGUACCUAAUUAAACCAAGAGGAAGUAUUGUUCAGGGUGUCAAGAUCUUUGUAAUUCUUUGAUUGACACAGUACAUUGAAAUCAUUGUCAGUAGCUGCUAGACAAGAAUGAAAAGGAACAGUGAUUAUGAAUGUAAUUCUACCAUACUAGUGAAUUGCUAAAUCCAGAGUUGAAGGAAGUAAUUUGGGCUUUUACUCAUUGAUUUAUUGUCUUUUACUACAAUUUUCAAAGGAGGUUUUUUUGAAAAAAAAAUUCAUUGUUAUUUGUUUUUGAUUUAUGACAGUGAUAUGUUGAAUCUCCAAGAAAAUUUGUUGCUUGUCAGACAAGUUUCUGAACUCAAUUUCAGAGCACUUCACUACAAGCGUACAAAUACAACAUCAUAAUUUCAAAAUUGAGUUUGUGCCUGGUGGCAUUCUGUUUUGUUGGGGUUAAACUUUUUAAAGCAAGAUAGAUUGAUUGUCUUUUGGGAAGAGAUUGAUCCAUUCCUAUUUGUAAAAAAUCAUUUUAACAGUAUUGAAAAUAUGCUAAAUAGAUAUACUGACUUUGGCAAUUUGUCCAUAUUUUUUCAGCCUGUAUGGAGUAUAGUUAUUUAAAUACAAAUUAUUUUUCUCACUUUUGCAGCCAAUCACCCACUACCUUGUUAAAUGGUGUUCACAACCUUAUGAAGAAAGUACUUGGGAAAUUGAGGUAAUUGGUACAGAGAAAAAUCAUAAGACUGUCUGGCUUUACAUUUAUCUGGUUGUCUUAACUGAACUGUUUGAAGUCCUGAGUUAAACAUAGCAUAGCAUAGUUACAAUUUUUUGCUCAUUGUUCAAUGUCAGGCUGAUGUUGAUGAAACAAAAAUCAAGCAGUUCCACAAACUCAAGGAACAUCCACCUAUGGCUCUAAGACAGGUAGGCUUUUUGCUCUGUGCUGUAAUGUUGGAACCCUGUCCAAUGUCAACUUGUAGUGCUCAAUAUCCCAGCCACUUGAGUUUUUGUGCAUCUACAUGUAUAUCUUGCCUUAUACUGAUGCUUGGAGAAGAGCAUAUUAGACUUCUUAGGCUUACAUUGUAAUGUUAUCUGAUUUUUAUUUACUCUUUAAGCAAACCUGUUCAAUCUUUCAUGAAGAAACAAUUUAAGAAGUGUUAUGGAAUGAAUGGGAAAAGCGCAGGAAAGAAAUGCACAAAAACUCUAAAAUUUGGGUGCUUAAACUGAUUGUAACCAGUUCUCUUAGUGGCAUUUUCCAGCCAAAAAUAAUUAAGUUAAAUAUCACAGUGGAAGUGCCUCUCUCAAGUAACAAUUUCUGCAAAAUUAUUUGUAAAGUGCCAGAUUUUUGCAUGACAGAGAGUGGAAAGCUUUCAUGAUAAACCACUUCUUAUAGGAAACCACAAUUAAUUUUUGUGUGCUUGUGGUAAGUUCUGCCAUUUUUAACCUCUUGACAUGGUCUGACCUUAAACACAAACAUCAGUCUGGUAAUGAGAUCCCUCUAAGGCUAGUGUGACAAUAUGCAGGCCUGAUAAUCUUCUUGAACAACCAGACAUGUCUUAAAAUAAAUCAGUUUGAGGUUAAAGAUGAUUUCGUACGUGGAAUAAAACCCUGAACUUUCUGUUAACCAUGGCUUAACAUGUACACUCCUUGUGUUAAUGACCCAGACUCCUAGAAGUAACCAAAUAGGGGUAUCUGUUUUUUUUUUUUUUGUUUUUUUUUUUUUUUUUUUUUUUAAUGCAGUUCCGUCCUCGCCCAUACCCACAUGAGUGGUGCAAGAUGGCUGCAUCGCCAGUGUAUAAAGAAGGAAAUACGCUACGUGACUAUCAGCUUGAAGGUGUUAAUUGGCUCACCUUUUGCUGGUGUAACAGGUACAUGAUUCUCAAUAGAUGGCAUGAAAAACUUUUUGUUCCUUUGUGGUCUGAAAUGUGGAAUUUUUUCAAGAAAUUUCAUCACAAAAGAACAGUGUCAAGUAACAGUUUAAAAAUAAAACAACUCGAGCAAUGGAAAAUAGUGCAAGAAUUCUGUGUAGUGGGGAGAGAAUUUGGUUAUCUAUUUUACCUUUGAGAAAAUCUUGUAAUGUGCAGCUUUCUCACUAGAGUUGAUUGCUUUCCUUUCCUGUUUUACAUCAAAGCAGACUGAAGUAGUUCUUUGUGCAUGGUACUUCUAUUAUGAUUUUUUACAGGCAGUGGAAAUAUAUUUAGAGUAAUUAUGUGGAAAAACAAAAGAAUUGCAGGUCAAAUGGCAUUUGGAAUUGAUUAAUUACUCUAUUGUAGACUUAAUGGAAUGGAUUCUAAUGUUUACUUGCAAAAUUCAAUGUUUGUUGACAUUUUUAUUUUAUUUUUAAACUUUUAAUUCAGGCAAAAUUCCAUUCUAGCUGAUGAGAUGGGACUUGGAAAAACUAUUCAGUCCAUUUCAUUUCUGGUUGAGAUGCAGGUAAGUUGGAAUGAUGUUUGCCUUAAAGAAUUUUUGGCUCAGGACACCUUUGCAACAAGUAUGAUACAAGAGCAAGGAAGGGUGUCUUUAAAUCUAUGUGAUCUAUUUGCAGUUUUGGUUGGUUGUUAAAAAACCAAGCCACUAGACUAGUAGUAGUUUUAAAAAGGACCAUUUAUAGUCUACAGUUGGAGUAAGUUGUUCAUAAGAAGACCCAUAAAUUGUUGUUUUUGUUUCUGUUUUUGCAGCGGUAUGGUGUCAGGGGUCCAUUCCUUGUAAUUGCACCUCUCUCUACAAUCUCCAACUGGCAAAGAGAAUUUGAGACUUGGAGUGACAUUAAUGCUGUUGUCUACCAUGGAAGGUAAGUCCUCAACAUAUAUAAGUAUUAAAAAACAUAAUUAUUUUUCAACAUAAGGUUAGAAUAUUGAAAUCGAGAAACUCAAGGAAAACUGGCUAGAUUAGAUGUUUCUGCUGCAUGCAUCACUAUACUCUAUUAAGACUGCACCUUUGAUUUACAUGUGGCCUUUUUGUAUUCUAGUGCGUCAAGCCGUCAUUUGAUUCAAGAAUAUGAAUUUUACUUCAGAGAUGAACAUGUAAGUGACCUUUGCAUACAUCACAAAAUAGUUGAGUGAGGUCUUUUUUUACGGAAUUAAGAUAGACAAAUACCCAUGUCUAUAACAUUUUAUUCAGUGAUUAGAAUGCAGUUGAUUUCUUACCCCUCACUCAUUAGCAUGUUAUCAUGAAACUGUAUGAUCUGAAGAUGUUUGUGAAAGGUGUCAUUUGAUUUUGACAGGUGUCUUAUUCAAUUGUGAAAUUUUGCAGCACUGACAUUUAUACUGUUUGAUAAUUUUUUAGGGCCAACCCAUUCCAGGAUUGUACAAAUUUGAAGCAAUGGUAACAACAUAUGAAAUAAUCAUAGGUAUGAAGAUUUUAAAUUUUUUGGUACAACCCCUUUUUAAUCAUCCCACUCAAAUAGUUUCCUUUCCUUAGGAUAAGAAAUUUGUAAGGUUUGCCAUUCCAUUCAAUCAAGCUGAGAAUUGUUUUAUGUGGAGUUUGGGAUAUAGAACUAUUUUCUGUGUGAGAAAUAGAUAUUAAUGGUAACAAUGCUGUACUCUAUUACAAUCUUUCCAUAAGCUGACAACAUGCAACUGAGUGCAGUGCCUUGGAGAUGUGUGGUUAUUGACGAGGCUCAUCGUUUGAAGAACCGUAACUGCAAACUGCUGGAAGGACUUAACAACCUCAGCAUGGUAUUAAAAAACUACUUUUUUUGUUCCUUCUUGUUUAAGGAAGUUACCAUUUGCAUACACUGUAAGCUUGUUCCCAUAUUUAAAACAGUCAAAAUGAUACAGUAUAAAACAGGGAAAGUCUGGGAAACUUUUCCAGAGGCUAGUUGAAUUGUCUUGUCACUUGCAGAAAUAACUGCUUUUGUCGAAUCUUAACAAAGGCUUGAGAGCAGUAUAGGUUGUUGACUUGAAUGGUGGUGGCUUAUCCAAAUAACUGAGAAAAGUUUGGUGAGUUCAGUGGGGUGAAGGAGAAGUCAGUCCUGUGUGGUCUUAUUGAUUGGUUUUGAUGACUAUACACUUCAUAUUGAGUAAUGAAGAGAACCUAUUUACUUAAGCCACUGCCAUCAAUGAACUGAAUGUAUAUAUUUAAACAAAAAUUGAUGUAGUUAUUUAGAGAACCUAUUUACCCAAGCCAUUGGCAUUAAUGAACUGAAUGUAUAUAUUUAAACAAAAAUUAAUGCAGUUAUUUAGACACACUGUCCUGUUUGUUUGUUUAUUUGCCUUUUUGUUGAUAGGAACACCGAAUACUACUGACGGGAACCCCUUUGCAGAACAAUGUAGAUGAGUUGUUUAGUCUUUUGAACUUCCUGGAACCAGCACAGUUUCCUUCCCAGGUUGCCUUCCUUAUGGAGUUUGGCGACCUUAAAACUGAGGCUCAGGUUGAGAAACUCAAACAGGUUCGUCAACAACUUUUAAUUUGCCAAAGGAAAAAUUUUCUUUCGAUACUGUUCUAUUAUUUGCUCUGAAUAAUGGCUUCAUGUGGUGGAGGCUUCUAUUUAAGUCAAACUGAGUAUUUAUAGCACUUUACAUUUGUCCAUGUUGUGAUCUUUUCCUGGUCUCUCUUUGGCCUUUAUUUAUUUAUUAUGAGUAGCACUGGUUGUUUUUUUGUUUUUUGUUUUUUUUGGUUUCUUUUUUGUGUGGAAACUAAAGUUUGAGCCAAGAAGUAAGAUUAAAUAAGAGCAUCCUUAUGCAUACUCUCAGGAAUGGGUAACUCAAUAUGUUUUCUGAUCACUUUUUAUUUUUUUUUUUACAUUUUCACCAGCUUCUAAAGCCAAUGAUGUUGAGAAGACUUAAAGAAGAUGUUGAGAAAAACAUUGCACCCAAAGAAGAAACCAUCAUUGAGGUGGGAUGUUUAUUUCUUCCUUUUGUGCUAUUUAUUAUUACAUUAAUCAAGAAAAGCCAGUUUUGAAAAUGUUUGUCUUUGAUUGAUUUAUACCUAUAGGUUGAACUUACCACCAUACAAAAGAAACUGUACAGGGCAAUUCUUGAGCGCAACUUUGCCUUUUUAAGCAAGGGAGCAACAUCCAGUGCAAAUGUACCAAACUUAAUGAACACCAUGAUGGAACUCCGCAAAUGCUGUAAUCACCCUUUCCUGAUCACUGGAGCUGAGGAGAAAGUGCUUGCUGAGCAUAACUUGUCAUUGGUUGAGAAGACAGUCAAGCAUGUAAAUAUCAUGAUUGACGCUUCUGGAAAGCUGGUGCUUAUUCAUAAACUUCUACCAAAACUGAAAUCCAGUGGGCAUAAAGUCUUAGUUUUUUCGCAGAUGGUUCGUUGUCUUGACAUUUUGGAAGACUAUCUUGUUCACAUGAGGUAUCCUUAUGAGAGGAUAGAUGGGCGUGUGCGAGGAAACCUGCGUCAGGCAGCUAUCGACAGGUUCAGUAAGCCUGACUCUGAUCGUUUUGUGUUCUUGUUGUGUACCCGAGCUGGAGGUUUGGGAAUCAAUCUGACAGCAGCAGAUACUGUUAUCAUUUUUGAUUCUGACUGGAAUCCCCAGAACGACAUUCAAGCUCAGGCAAGAUGUCAUCGUAUUGGGCAGAGCAAGUCUGUCAAGGUUUACAGGCUCAUUACAAGGAACUCCUAUGAGCGUGAAAUGUUCGACAGGGCAAGCAUGAAAUUGGGUCUGGAUAAAGCUGUUUUACAGUCCAUGAAUACCAAGGAGAAUGCAAGCAAUAAUGUAAGAGCCAAAGUGUUAGAGUAUUCAGUAGUAGUUAAGCACUGUAAAAGGUGUGCUAAGGGACUCUAUACAUGAAAGAACUCUAAUGUGUUUGUUAUGCUUUGAGGUCAGACUACAAUAAAUACUUUUGGUACCUCUGGCUGAUGAUGGUACCUCUGGCUGAUGAUGGUCUAACUUUAAUCCCAGUGAUUCAAGUUAAAUUUUCCAUUGUUUCAAGACUGAAUAACUGGGAGGCAUUUUAUUGAAACAAAGGAAACAAAAUAGGUUUUUGCUUUGAAUGAAGGAUGUUGUCAGGGAAUUCAGCAUUACAAAUUCUACCCUAUGUUUAUUUCAAAAUUAAAUUCAAACUAUAGCUAAGCAGGUUCUUUGUGUUCUGCAGCAAUCAUUGUCUAAAAGAGAAAUUGAAGACUUGCUGAGAAAAGGUGCCUAUGGUGCAAUCAUGGAAGAAGAAAAUGAUGACAGCUCCAAGUAAGUGUGUUCUGCAAAAGUGUCAAUUACAUAGAGAGGUUUCCUAGCAAUGCACUUACAUGUUCCUUCCUUUAAUUUUUCAAUUUUAUUUUAGAUUCUGUGAAGAAGAUAUAGACCAAAUUCUUGAACGCCGCACACAAGUUAUCCAAAUUGAGUCUCAGGGGAAGGGAUCAACUUUUGCCAAGGUAAAGAAGAGGCUUUUCUCUUCAAAAUUUUAUAAGCUGUCUUUUUUUUGUAGUUGCUAUUAUUACCCCAGCCCUAUUUUCUUGUGCACAGUCACUGAAAUUAUCAUUAUCUUGUGGAUCAUUUUGUAGGCAAGCUUUGUGUCAUCCAAGGGUGAAGAGGACAUUGACAUUGAUGAUCCUGACUUUUGGCAAAAGUGGGCUAAGAAGGCAGAACUAGACGUUGAUCUCAUGAACAAGGCAAGUCAUGAAGGCCAUAGCCAGCCUAUAUUUAACGAAGGGGAAUGUUAACUUUUUAAUGGGAAAAAAGGCCCAAUGAAGUGUGGUAAUCAAUGUUUUAUUUGUGAUUUUACAUUAUGUUGCUUUACUUAAUUUUAGAGGCCAGUUUGCAAAAUUUUCCCACCAGAAGUGUAGUAGGCUAUAUGCUUUGAGGCAUAUAGUUUUACAUAUAUAUCCUUAAAAAUUUGACUCUUUGGAUUAAAAGUACAAAAACAGUUAAUAUAGCUACCAUUUAUGUACUGACUAUAGCUUACAUUACUUUUACUUCUAGGACAAUCGUAUUAUUGAUGCACCUCGGCAAAGGAAGCAGACUAAGCGAUAUGGCAAUGAAGAUGGGGAUUUUGAACUGUCAGACUUGGACCUUGAAGAAGAUGAUGAAGCACCUUUGCCAAGGAGAUCAUCCUGGACUAGGGUAGAAUGUUUCAGAGUGGAAAAGAACUUGCUUAUUUAUGGGUAUGCAGUGGAAUUUACUCUAUGUUAGGUUCUGUCCCCAAAGAAUGCUUGAUUGAUUGAUUUGUUAUUGUUCUUAUUCAUGGUUUUUCUAGCUGGGGUCAGUGGAAAGAUAUUAUUUCUUCAGGAAGAUUCAAAACAAAGGUCUCUGAAAGAGAUGUCGAAGCCAUUUCACGCACAAUACUAGUCUACUGCCUCCACCACUACAAAGGAGAUGAGAAAGUGAAGUGCUUUAUCAGAGACCUUGUCAAAGCUUCUGUUACACGGGAAAGACUUCCUAGUGAGGAGCGAGAUGCCACCUACACACCCUUACCAUUGACUGGCAAGACAAAGACAAGGAAUAAGAAAGGAAAGAGUUCCAACAAGAACAAAAGUGCCAUUGCCCUUCUUGAAGUUGGCAGUGAGUGGCGCACAUGCGACCCAGAGAGCAUCAUAUUGGAUGAGGGUUAUAAGAAACAUUUGCAACACCACUGUAAUAAGUAAGAGAGCUUUUCAAUCAAAUGUUCAGGAAUAGACUAACCACUUAACUCCCAGGAAUGUUCAAGAAGCAAUUUACCUUUUCCAUAUCAGUGUAUUGAGAAGCAGGGAGUUGAUCAGAAAUAUGAAAAAUCUCAAGGAAACAGUUUGUAAUUUAACACAAAAUUCUUGGCUAUAACAUUAGGAGUAGUAUAUGGUAGACAAUAGAGAGAAUUUAUUUUGCGAUCUUAGAGUGACAGUGAUAUGGAGAUUUUUAUUGAAAUAGCUGUAGUUUUCUUAUUUUUUUGGUUCUUAUGGUCACUAAAGGGGCAAAGUAUUUGGUCUAAGUCUUAAUCUUGGAGUGGAGGCACUUCUAUUUACUGUUUGUUUGUGUGUCAUCUGUGCCUACUUUAAAACUUAGCCAACUGUGGUUUACAAAGAAUUUUGCUAGUUCAGUUAGUUUCAAACAUUCUGUCUUACUUGUUGUUAAGGAUUCUGCUGCGUGUCAAGCUGCUUUACUUCCUAAGACAUGAAGUGAUUGGAAAACUUGGACCAAAGAUAAAGGAGGGGUGCAAUGCAAGGUAAUGCAACUUGAAUAUCAGUCUUGAAUUUUUGAGAAUAGGAUUUUGUAAUUCUUGAAAGGAUUAAUUUUCACUUUAUCAUUGUUACUGCUUUUAUUAUAGUGCAAUGAUAUUGUCAGGACCUUGUUUGCUGAAGAUUUUUUCAUGUGUUCAGUAUAAACUGGUAACAUCCUGAUAUAUCGUGUUACAUGGCAAAAGAAGACAGAGGAGGCUUUCACCGAGGCCUUUUGAAAAAAGGAAAUAGAAUUUCACAAUAAAAUAGUUCUUAAAGAAUACCUCAAACAUUCUUUUGUUAUUUUGUAUGGGAGGACUUACAAGCCUAGAAGACCCAUUAUUAGAUGGAAUCUAUUAGAUUAGAAUAGCAGUAGCAUAUUGGAUCCUUAGUGCAGUUGAUUACUACUGUUAUUAUUUAUUUCAGUGAGUUAGACAUAACCAUUUACCCCCCUGAAGGAGAUCCUCCAGCCAAUUGGUGGGAUGAAGAGUGUGAUAAGUCACUUCUAGUGGGAGUCUACAAGUAUGGUGAGUGUGCCAAUGAGGAGCUUGCUUUUUAAACACAAACAGUGGAAGUGAACAUUGUUCAGUGUUUAGUCAUGUAAUGUUCAGUUGUUUUAAUACCUCUCCAAAUGGAAGUAAGUGGCUAUAAUUGUGGUUUAGAGUUGAAGGUAGUCAUUUGAAAACCUUCCUCUUUCUCACUGUGUUCUGUUUUCCUCCAAGGGUAUGAGCAUUACAAGACAAUUAGAGCAGAUCCUAGCUUGUGUUUUCUCUCAAGAGUUGGCCUUCCUAAUAAUAUGAAUGAAUCUAUGACUGGUGAACCUACUGAUCCAGAUGAUAGGUGAGUUCAUACUGAAUUAAAACCCGUGGCAGAAUUAUAGCUGUAUACAGAUAUUAAGUGGAAAGUAGAUGUAUAUCAUUCCUCCCCAUUUCUGGAAAAAUGUAUUCUGGCAAAUAAUUUCUCCUCACACUCUAAAUAUGAAGGAUUUAUUUGUAUACCUAAACUGAAGCAUCCUUGAAAUGAUGCAGAAACAUGUUAGACUACUGAGACACAGGAAGAAAAUUGAUCAACUGAUCAAGGAUGUUAGUUGCAAGCUGGUUUUAGCCACCAGUUUAGCAUUUACAAAGGAUUUUACGGUUCAGUAGAAAUUUUCACUUCUAACGGUAUUAAUGUCUCUCUUUGUGAAGAGAUGAGGAUGAUGGUGAUGCUAACGAUGACCCAGACUAUCAGCAACCAUCCAGUCUGUCGCAGAAAGAUGAUGACAAUGAUGAUGACGAAGAUGACAAGGUACAGUAGAUUUUCAGAGUUUGACUUCUUCAUUUUCGAUACUACAGACCUCUGGUUAGCAUGGGUCAUAGGAAUUACUUCACCUCUUAUAUUACAAGUUUCCAAAGUCUUAAAUAGCUCUUGAACACUCCAGGAACUUACUUCGACCUUAUCAGUCCUGAAUACUGAUUUACUGUAAUGUUAAUCAGAUUAUGUGGGAUUGUAGCAUCAAAACGAUUGCUUAUGCAGUAACUCUUUUAUUCCCAGAAGUGAUUAACAUUUAGCUUCUCCUUACAGUAUCGAUACAUUAUCCAGUAAACGGGUAAUGUGUAUACUUCUCAGGUAAAAGUUUUGAUCUGAUAUAACAUCAAAUACUCUUAACAAGGACAUGUGGAACAGCUGGAGGGCAAAAUUAACAAUCACAUCUUGGGAGUUGAAGGGUUAUUGAAAUGCAACGUUAUCUCUGUUACCCUGAGUUUCCAAGGUUAAAGUUAAAGGUUCAGUGUCAUAGUUAUUUAACAACUUUUCUAUUAUAUUUUAGGACACUGUGUCCGCUGUAUCUUCACCUGGCACUCCGCGUAAAGCAGACAAGACCUAUGAUGGUAGUGUAGACUUCUUGUUUAUUUUCCUACACUAUUUUUGAGAAGUACUUCCUGUUCUGAUCAUCACAUCAAGCACACAAACACAUUAUAAAUUUUACCUUUCUGCUUUUUCUUCAGCGGCUGCAGGUGAAGUUAGGGGCAGUACACGUCUACGGUGGCCGACAUCAUCUGAUUUGAACACAAGGUUGAGGAGAAUCAUUGCAGGUUAUCAGAGAGUAGUGAAAAAGCAGGAGCUGAAGAAAGCAGCAGCCGAAAAGGUGUGUGAGUACUCUUUUAAAGAAGUAAACGUACCACGGUCUUAGAUAUCUGGAGGGAAAAUGUCGGUGUGUUUAAGGUCUCGCUCUUUAGUUUGAUCGUUUUAAAUAGUGGAAGGUGAUGGAUUGUCUAUUUGUCUGACUUGAUGGUGGAUUGUUUAUUGCUUUAUAGGAACGGGAAAGAAAGGAGAGGUUUGAAGAGGCUGUCAGGCAAAAAGAAUUGAAGAAAGCUGAAAUGGCUCAAAAGUAUGUCUGUACACAAGUAUUAUUUUACCUGGAUUUAACUUAGUAAACAUGGUAGAGUUGGGGCUUGAAUUGUUGUUGCUGGAGUAGAUGACAUCCUUUACUCGCCCAUUUGGUGCACUUUUCUACGCACAAUUAUUUGAGUCUUUCCCAUUUUGUCACAUUCCUUCAUACAAAUUUUUUUGAAACUGGCAUUGCAUUGACCCCCACUUUGGCAUCUUUGUGCAAAGAUCUGAGAAAAGGUUAAUCAUGGCACCUAAUGCUGCAAGCUUAUCCUUAUUUUGAGCUCUUAGAAUUUACCCACUUCUUUUUUCUUCUCGAAGGUGGUCAAAGCGAGAAGAGGUGGACUUUUAUCGCACAGUGUCCACGUUUGGUGUGGAGUUUAAUAAGAAGGAUGGAACUUAUGACUGGUCACGAUUCAGGUAGUUUUACGUUAAGCCUACAUGAUUAGCUUCUGUAUUAGUGUUACCUAUUAGGUUGGGCUUCUGCACUACAGUCGAUGAUUAUAAUCUUUGCUGUUCACAUCCUGAACUACGUGAUGACAAGACCUUACCUACAAUGAGACUGUGGUUUCUGUAUAGUAAAAGCGUCCUCACCAACUCAUUUACUUGUUACCUGUCAGAGUUCAGCCUUCCACACUUCACUAAGUUUGACAUAUAUAGUCUGAGUUAAUAGUGUACUUGCUGCUUUUUCUUGCAGACGUUUAGCUCGUUUGGACAAGAAGAAUGACGAUAGGUUGACACAAUACUACCUUGACUUCAUGGCCAUGUGUAGAAGAGUUUGUGGCCAAGCUACAGAGGAAGAUGCUGGAAAAGGUGAGUAAAAUACUCACUGAAAUAAGCUACUGCUUGAUACACAGCUGUACGUUGACAAAGCUCAUAAGAGAGAUCGUUUUUUCCUCUGCUUUGUUUCAAGCGUGAGAACUUAUUCACAAGAGUUGUACACUGUAGGUCUUAUUGUUUAAUGUUUUUUAAAUCGAAGAAUGACCGCAUUGUAGACUUCACGCACAGCUCUUAUAUAUGUGUACCUCAUAUGGUCUCGGAGCUGUCUAAUCACACCCAAAAUUGGUAAAAGUGCGUCUUCUUGUAUCCUAUCUGAUAUUCUUAAGAAACAAAUUGGUUUUAGGUAUGCUUGUUGAAAUGUUGUGUUCACCGUAGCAUUGCUGAAGUGAUACUUAAACGUUAGGGGUUCAAACACAGUGGAACACUUUUAAUAUUUAUUGAGACUGCAACCGGAGUGAAAGUGUAUAGUCAAGGCAUGUUCUUAACGUAGAUCACUGCUUACGUUAAAGGUACAGGUGUGGAAGCUAUUUCAGAAGAACGAGCCAGUAGAAGUCUUUACAGAAUACAGCUGCUCUCAAAGAUCCGAGAAGAGGUAAGAUAUUUUCUUGUGGUAGUAUUCACUUGAAGCGUGAAAAUAGCAAACAGUACAUACUUACACACAACCAUGUUUUAGCCCGUUGAAAUUGUCAGUUAGUGUAGAGUGGGUAUAGAAAGUCAGUAUUGAAUCUCUGGUGAAUUUCUUGUGCAGGUUCUGCCUCACGAGAAGCUAGACGAACGCCUUCAGCUGGCUCAGCCUUCUUCCAGUUUCCCUGACUGGUGGCAGUGCGGCAAACACGACAAAGACUUGUUACUUGGGGUGUCAAAGUAUGUAAAGAAAUAGGGUAGUUUAGUGUUAUAUACCACCGACGCAGCACCACAGCCUCUUUAGAAACUUACCUCCUUUAUUCAUAUGUAACGAGAUAAUUAUUUUACUAGGCCUAUUUAAUUCAAUCAACUCAUUUUUCGUUUUUGUUUAUUUUGUUUUGGUGUUUUUGUUUUGCUGUUUGAGGAGGUAUACCACACCUUCCCAAAUGCGUUUUGUUAGUAUUUUUUUCUGUUAGGUUAAGUUCCUUGUUUUGACCUAAAUCAUAACCUUGUUGACAGUUCCUCUCAUAGUCAAUCUUCUAGAGAAGUAGCAAUUGCAAUUUUCAAAUAAAGUCAAACCUCAUAGGUUGUCUGAUGAGUAAGGACGGAAGUGUUCAUUUUUGAUAGGUAGUUCUUCUGUUGAUGUGAAGGUCAUUUGUCGUUGUCUUUCUGAACUGAGAUUUGACUUCGUCAUGUUUGUAGACAUGGGAUCAGUAGAACAGAUUUUAAUCUGCUGAGUGAUGCUGAACUGUCAUUUAUGGAAGUUAUUUCCAAGUUACCUUCAAAUCCCGGAGGCCUACUCGUGAACAAAGGUACAGGUUUGCAAACUAAGUAAUAUGAUCCUUUCCGUCGCUGAAUAUGUGAAGGUACAUCCUUUUUUCCCCUCUUUACCUGUUUUCUUUCUUCCAAUUUUCCUCUUUUUUUUCCCCUUAUACCAGUGGUAGUCAUUUUUCCAGUGUUUAUUGGCUGCUUGUCACCCACAUUUGAUAACUACUAGUUGCAUAAAGAAAUUUUAUUCACGUCGUUCUCUCUUUCUAGUUCCUGGAGAUGAGAAAACACCAUCUCCAGCAGGAGGCAUGAAGACAGAAUCUUCACUUCCAUUUGAUCGCCUCUCACCUCUCGAAAAUGAUCUAGGGGAUGGACAAGGUGACCAGCCAAUGAAAAGCUUGUCUCAGCAGCUACCUGAUUAUGGAACACCAUCCGAAGAAGUGCUGUCAUCACCCAGCGAGAAGAUGCCUAAACCUCCUCCCCCCGAAUCAACAGCACUAAGCUCGCCUUCAGUGAAACCUGACCCAGACGCUUCAGUGGCUAUGUCCUACGGGUCAGUAUCCUCUGACCAAGAUUCAGCAGUUCUUGCUCAGGGGCAGAGAAUUGUCAAAGACGCUGCACCAUCAUUAGUUGUGGAACCUAAAAUUGAGGACAUGGAGGAGUCCAGCAGGCAGAACACCCCUACUCCUUCUCAACUAAAUCCAGGGGCAGGCCAAGAUGAGGAGUCACAACUGAGCUUCAACCAAGACAACCAGUCCAGCGACACCUCCCUUUUCUCUGUUAGGUGGCCUAAGGUCAGUGGAGCUGGUAAUUAGUUAGGGAACUAGAACACAGGCAUUUCUUUAACGAACAGCGACCGAUGGAAGAAUUCAAUUUCUUCUUGGGUGCUCUGACAUUGGAUAAUCUAGUUGAACGCCCUUUUUUUGCGUGUUUUAAUCCAACAAUGACAUGCUUGAGAGUGGUUGCAAGUGCAGAGAAGAAAACUCUUAAUUUCGAGCUGCCGUCCCCGCCACAGAAGUGUCUGGCGUUUCUAUAAGUUUAUGCAUUUUACCCGCUCUCGAUGUGCUCGGCCAAUUUAAGUAUACUCCAAUUUGUACUGAGUUCACUAUGCUUUUCUUGCAACAGGACAAAGUCGUUAUCCAGCGUCUGGAUCAGCUCUGUGAGUGUGUGUUGAAAGGCGAAUGGCCUAUUGUAAGUAAAGUGGCAGACGCCUUACUUCAGAAUCAGUUGGCAGCAAAUUCACCUAUGUCUGCAGGGUACCCGGGUAUAGCAGAUGUUGAUAUGGCUUCAUUGCCACCUGGGUUUGCUGUUGGUGAGGAUGGAGUGCCAGAAGACCCCUCCAAAGCAUUUAAACUUAAGAGGGUUAGUUCAAACUAGCAUUUAGAGUUAAUUAGUAAAGACCUUAUGUUUUAUCUAGUAUCAGUGAAUCAUAAUACGUUUCACACUUUGUCAACUCGAACGUCUAUAUUUUGCUGAGGAAAGCACGAAAACCAGUAACACCUUCUCUACCUGUGUUGUUCUGUCAGCUUGAUGGCUUAAAGCUUACCUUCAAGAAGAACAGAAGAAAAAGGAAAAGAGAUGCAGGUUUGUUUACAAAAUUGCAGCUUUUGUUGUUGUUGUUGUUUCUGUUUUUGGUGUUUUCUUGAUCCCGUCCGAGAAGGUAAAAAUGGUUGGCUGUACGUGUCUGGUCGCCAUAGCAUGUUUAUAACAUCAGUAUAGGUGUUGAAUUCUACGGAGUGACCUGUGUUUGAAAGAGUGACUUGAAUUUUUCAUUUAGUCUUGACUUGGCACAACAUUGUGAUAGUUAAUCAAGGUGUAAUGUUGGCUAAUCUUCCAGUUUCAAGCUGGCAUUUAAUAGAUAAUUUACCAACUUAGUAAGAUGAAGAGGAUUCGGUAAAGUUUGUUAAAAGUUGGAAAAAAAUUUGAAAAGCUUAAUUUUGGCAUAACUUGAGAGCAGUGUGCUUUGCAAUAUUUGCCUUAAGGGUCCUCGUACUUACGGUUGUUCUUGCGUUGCAGAGAUGAGUGAAGGCCUCGGAGAGGAUGGAGGACCAGGUCUUCCGGAGCCAGGUACGAAUUUAUUAACCUCUUCGCUUCGAAAACGCGAUUAAAAGUUUAGGAAAACUAGAAGUGGGUGCGUCGACAGUAAACUUGACUGAAAUCUGUGUCCCUUAAAAAGCACUCUGAAAGAAAAAAGCGCGGGAGUGUAAAACUGGACUUCAAGCUUUUAAUAUAACACAGUAAAUUAUGCCUCCUUAGCCUAAAUCGAUCCUUUUUAAAAAGAAAAAAAAAUCAAUAUACAACUACACCUUAGUCCCCGAAAUGACACUGGUUAACCGUGUGCGUUCCUCUUUCAGUAAAAAGAAUAAGUCUCCUACUUGAAUCUUAUAUUCUGUCUGGAAUGUUAAGGUUAUAGAAAAAUGCCCGCUCAAGUUCACGAUGGGGAAUGGAACGAAGGCAUGAUGAACUUGGAGGCCCAAGGCCACGACUUCAGGUGGGAUGCCGCUCCUAUUGGUGUGAAACCUCCCAGGAAAAAGAGGGCUUCCAAGAAAGAAAAAGGAGAGAAGCCCGAAAAGCCACCUGGGAAAAAACGAGGGAGGAAACCUAAAACCGAUAAGCUCGGAUCUGCGGGCAGAUUGGCCGACACUGGUGGUGUAGCAAUCCCACCUGAAGGCGCUGCCCUAGAGUGGACUGGGUUCUCUCUCUCGGGUAGAGUGGAAGGAGACAUCAACCGAGUGUCUGUGAUAGAGGAAACCAAUGCUGGCCACGGGAGAACUGCUCUUCCAAAAUCACCCCAUGAAAGUGGAGCCAAACCUGCCUUCUCGACUUUUGCCGAAGAGGUAUGUUUUUGAUAAACUUGAAUGAGUAAAUUUCAUAGCUACCUUUUUGGGUGAAGUUAACUCAGUGACGUCGUGGUUAGAAAACUGAUGUCUGCACUUUUUCAGGAUUAUUUAAAAGGAAGUUUAGUCGAUCAGAGAUGAGACUCGUGCAGGAUGCAGAAAUUUUGAAAUAGAACGGUUUUUUUUUAUUUAUAGUACAAGAACUCGUCGGGUUUAGAAAGUGACUCUCUUGGCACAAGCGGACAGGACGAUACCGUCACCGUUAUUGACAGAGAUACAGGACGAAAGGUUUGUGUAUUUCAGUGUUUGGUCAGACCAUUGCUUUCUUGUUGGGUGACAGAGGAAUCUUCGAUUCUACUUUAGUAUUUUUUUUUUGUUUGUUUGUCUGUUUGUUUCAUGCUUUCUUGUACGUUUUAGUUGGUAGGAAAUGUAGCGCCAAAGCUGUCGAACCUUGUGGAGUGGUUGCAGCUCAAUACCAGUUACGACGUUGCUGAAGAGUCUGCAGCAUUUGUACGUAGCAAGGUAAGCUUAUCUCGGGAAAGAAAUAAUAGUGAUAAAACGUUGAAAACUAGUCUAAUGAGCAAAUUGUUCCAGGAAGCUCGCUCCAUCCUCUCGGCCAAUCUGAUCCAAGAUAAGAGGCAGUCACCCCCUGGUCAUUGGCAUUUUCUCCCGCUCUAAGUCUGUUGGGUGUAUUUGGUGAAUAAACCCUUUCGGAGCGGCUGGUAUGUCGGCUGAUAAUAUCCGCGGCUUAGAUAUUGUCCGAUGAUUUAUUAUUUGGCCGAGAAGCGAAGCUACCUGGGCAAAUUUACAAUUUUGAGGACAAUCUCUUAGCCAAGGACAUUAUCAGCUGACAAAGCAGCUAGUCAGAAGGGGGUUUAUUUAUUUUAUAGCCCUCACAUUCAUUUUCAUAUCGCGCGUUGACUGCCAAUAUAAUAUCCAGAGCAGCAUUUAACUCUACGAAAGGAGUUUGUUUUUCUUACAUGUAAAGUAAAACGUGAAACUCUUGAGCUGGCUUUGUUUGUUUUCGACGGAAAUAAUCCUACGACUAAUAUCGACGUUAAUGGAAGGGUUAUUGCGUGAUAACUUUUUGGCGAUUUUGCCUCACGUGAUGUAAAGUAGCCAAUAAAAUCGCGAAUGGUGGGUUAUACUUACAAAUCCCUGUACACUAUGAUAUCAGUAUGCAUAUCCUCUAUACUUUUUUCUAUACAAUUAACUUUGGUUUUGGUUUAACGACACUCCAUCGAAAAGCGCUCUGUCCAUAGCUUAAUGAUUAUGUGGGCGAUCAACUUGGUAUUUGAUUCCAGUAGCGGAUCAUACAAAUUAAGUUUUGGCUGCGAGUUAGAGUAUGUCCUAUUAACCAGCUAAGGAGUUGAGGUGGAAAAGAAGAAACUUAAAUAUGACAAAAUGACGCUAGUGGUGAAAUAAGCAAACAGCUGCUAGUGAAUAUAUUUUUCUCUUCCAUUUCUUCGUUUAUAUAUUUAAAGACUGACAAGUGUUGCUUAUGGUUUAUUUCAGGGUAUUCUACCUUCAUCUCUGCUAAACAGAUUGUCCCCCGAUAAGAAGUCUAAGCCUACCACACCCAAAGCAUCUGGAGCGCAAUCGUCACAUCACUUACCUGGAUCCUACAAUGACAUGAACUACGGUGCUUCGAUGCCUAAAUCUCAGUUUGAUUCAUCUUCGUCAACGUCUUUGACCUCAACAGCCAAAUCGGACUCUCACAACGAACCUGCCCGGGCUGCAUUUCCUUACGACUCUUCCCACUUUGGAAACUUUUCGCAUGCUAUGCCGUUUGGCCCAUUCGGUCACAUGUCGCCUUACUACGCUUCUUAUGGGAUGGGUAUGGCGCCAAAUUCUCAAGGAAGCACUGCGUUUGGUGGCGACAGUGCUGUGUCGAAGCCUGCGCAGUCUCCAGUUAGUCCGAGUCGUUCGUCUGCGCAUGUCGCUUUUAAUAACUCAUCAUACUCGUCACUUUACGCAGGACAACAGCUUGGAAGUGGAACACAGGGAUACCCAUCUAAUGCUUUUUCGUAUCAACUUUUGAACAAUGGUAAUCAUCCUACGGCAUCUUCGCUGUCGCCAAAGGGAGAUUUACUAGCUGACAAUGCAAGCCACGGUUCUUCCAGUAUGGGGAGCGACGUCUCCUCGCAAAGCAGCCCAGAGCAUGACUGAUUUAAGUGCGUUAUUUUAUCUGGGGAGGUUUUUGCAGCUUUUAAACAUAUCGCAAGGCUAUGCCAACGGUUAGACUACUAUGAAUUAAAGCCUAACCUUAAUAGUAACUUCAGGUGUUUCUUAAAUUGCUUUAAAUGGUUGUGAUAAUAAGUAUAGGGAAGGCCUUUGUAUCGUUUAUUGUAGCAUAAGAAUUUGUAGCUAUUAAUGAGCGGUAAAUAAGUUGUCAUUAUGCAAAUUCAGCUGGACUUUUUCUGGUAACUUGGAGCGUUUUACACUCAAAUAAUGUACGUGAAUUUGCUUUGUGGUGUGAAAAUUAGGCUUAAAUCUAAUCGACAGGGAAAAGUCAAGAACUGAUCAAUGUUCGUUGCACAGCUGAAAGUUCGCAACUAUUGCUUGGAGACCGUCACAGCCGAAUUUACUGUAAAGAAAACACCUUGAAAUAAUACUUUAUCUUCACUACAUUCGUAAUUCGCUUUUCUUUUCUUUUUUGUUUGAUCUUUUGUGAGAAAGCGAGAGAGGUAGAGUUUGUUAAUCAUAUAAUUAUUCUUAUAUACAUAUGCAUGAUUUAUAGAAAUAUAUAGUAUACAAUCUUGCUACGCCUUUAGGCAUAUUGUACAUUUGAAUUGACCUAAGCAAAACAUCGGACGGUAAUUUUUAUAACAGCAGUCCUCUCUUCGUAAAAAACCGGAUAUCAGCUUUUUGGUCUCCUUAUCUACAGUGAAAGAAGAAAAAAAAAUUAUGGAAACCACUCGGAUACUGCAAUUGGUGAAAGAUUAAUAUAUUGUGUGGCCGACCUGGUAUUUAUUUUGUGAUCAGAAUAAGUGCGCAACUUCUGUGCGUCUUUUUGUACUUUUUAUGGCCAACUUUACUCUUUUGUGGCUGACUAACUGUAAAAUGGAAUUCAAUCAAAUCAAGAAACUACCUCAGAGAACAGAAACUUAUUUAUUUUCACGAAUCAACUUAGAACUGUCUAGUAGAUGCUCUAAAUUCGUAUCUAAGUCCGGAAAUUGCCCAGUUGACUGCUUAGUGUUUUUGGUUUUCUUUUGGUUUUCUUUUUGGUUUUCUUUUUGGUUUUCUUUUUUGCCACUAAAUAUACCAAGGCCUGCGAUCUAAAUGCAAGAGAAAGUUAAUACUUUAUAUUCUUGGUUAGAGCCUUUUCAGGGCAGUGUUGAAACCAAUGUGGUGUGAAUUGGCUUCGCUGUUCGAUGUACUGAACGCCUUCUUGAAAAUCAAAAUUAUGUGUUUGAAUGAGUUUAUUGCCUAGUUUAGUUUUUUUUUUGCCUUGUGUAAUCUUUUUUCCAUGGAACGGAGAGUGUUCCGGCUAUGGAAAGUUUUAAGGAAUGAUUUUUGUUAACUCACGCAGUAAGGUAAAGGAAAUAGAGAGCUCCUUCUCUAGAUGUUACAAUCAUUGUAGGACGUUAGCAUAGUAACGGUCUUUGUGGAAAGGGCGUGCUUGUAAAUGUUGUCUAGUUUUGAGUGGUUUUGAGGGUCGCCACCUCAGAACCUUGAUGACCCUGGACUGAUCAAGUUGUUUGGACCAGCAAAAUGAAAGCUGUUCUAACCUUUGUCUGUGUGAAUAUUCUAGUGGCUUUUAAAUGAAUCUUGAACUGACUGAGUUAAUUUUGAUAUAAACUUGUCUGUAUUUAAUGGACUGUAUUUAUUAAUUUGAAUGAAAUUUUUACAAAUAUUUUUAAUAAAUCUCUGCUGCUCUGGUGUCUCUUAACAGUCCUGACUCAAAGUGGC
Molecule: messenger RNA, 25008 nt
Organism: Pocillopora meandrina
Lineage: Eukaryota; Metazoa; Cnidaria; Anthozoa; Scleractinia; Pocilloporidae
Source: the annotation of a GenBank genome assembly